CACACACACGCGGCACAAGCGCGCGCUGUUUACUUGGCUCAGAUCUGCACCACACAGACUCACAGGAGCGCGCGGGACUUAGCUCUCUUUGUAUGUGUGUGUGUGUGUGUGUGUGUGUGUUUUGUGCCAAACGCACGCCGGCGCGCGCACUUCACCGUCCAGACGUCGUCGGUGUCGUUUCAGGAUUUCUGCACGAGAGCUCGAGAAGUCGCUCCGAAACGGGUCGUUGUGUCAAUUUUUUUUUUUCUAAGGAGCAUGAUCACAUGAAACGGAGAAAUGUCCGUUAAGCACUAGCUGGAGUGCCGGUAUGUGAAACACACACACACACACACACACACACACGAACUCGUGGCUCUGUUGACUGCACUCGGUCUUCACCGAGAAGACUCCUGGGUAAACCGGAAUAGCCGUGCACGAGACGCAGCAGUGAUGGUCGCGCGCCGGCGAUGCCGCGGAGGAGAAGUUGUGCACGAAGUGCGCGCGGACUGAGGAGUGCACAUGGAAGUCGCCAUGUUGUCGUGCAACACCACCGCGAUCAAAGACUGGAGCUUCUUCCUGUCUCACAUCCUGCCGCUCGUCAACCGCUCGGCCGGGCUCGUGCACCGCGGCGUGGAGGAGGCGGAGGCGGUCACGGUGGCCGUGGUGACCGUAGCGCUCGAGCCCGCCAGCCGCGCGCCCCCGGACUCCAACCACACCGAGCACGUGUACCAGUACUCGUACUCGGAGGGUGAUGUGCUCGUGCACGGUGGUCGCGAGCCGCCCGACCGGGAGCCCAUUCCGCUGCCCAAAGCCGUGCUGUACCUGCUGAUGGCGGCGCUCGUGGUGGUGCUGGUGGCCUACGCCAUAGUGGGACAUCUGGUCAAAGACCUGCUGCACGAGUUUGUGGAGUGGGUGUUUGGACCUCGCUCGGCGAACCGCAGAAGCAAAAGCGACGUGAGCUGCAUCACGGCCGGCGGCAGCGAGAUGAGCGAACUCCCACGUCUUCUGGAAACAAACUACGUUACCCAUAAUCACUCUGGCUGCUCGGGCGGCGUGAAGCCUGAAGAGCUGGUGGUGAACAUCGAUGAACCUUUACACCUCCCUCUCCCGCCGCCGCACACUGGGACCUAGCUGCGUCAGCGUUUUGAGUUUCCGCCAUUUUGAUUUGAUCCCUCGUGAUAAAGACGGAGAGGGGGGGUGAGGAAAGGAAAUUUGCUGGGAGGAAAUAGAGUGUGACGUUACGGGAAUCAGCGCUACACACUCGCUACACACUUCAGCUGUGGAAUUGGAGUAUAAGAACUGCUUAGACGGGAACAAUAAAUCCUGAUUCUGUGAGAACAUAGAUUUUCAGGAAGGUGUGUGUGUGUGUGUGUGUGUGUGUGUGUGUGCGUGUACCAGGCCGUUGUGAUAGUCAACGGAUUUUAAAGACGGAUUUAAAGACAUUUCAGUUUUCCCAUUGAGUCUCUGUCUUUUAUAACAAGUUUGUUCAUUUUAACACACACACACACACACACACACACACACACACACACACACACACACACACACACUGUGACUUGCUGUGAUCCUUUCUUUUAUGGUGAUUUUUGAUCUUUCCACCAUGUUUUCCAACUUACACUGCACUCUAGAACCCAGAAGUGCACACACACUCAUAUGAUUUGAGUAUCAGUGUCUCAUUUUAAUAUAAAUAAAAUAUACAAAUAUAAUAAUAUAAAAUAUACAAAUAUACAAAAUAUAUAUAAAUGCACAGUAACACACUAAUACAUUUUCUUACCACAGGACUCACUGGUGGUUCUCAUAAAUCAUUGUGAGUUAUAAAUCAUUCUUUUCAUAUUUUUUUUCAUAUAUUUUCAAAUCCAAUCUAAAAAAAAUGAUUAAAAAAAAGAUUUAAAAAGUUUUAAAAAAAAUCACCAGACAGAAAGAACGUUACUGAUAACCAAACAUUCACUAUCAUCAGUGAAAUAAUAAAGCAAAAAACAUUAGAUAUAUAAAUAUAUAAAUAAAUAAUAAUAUAUAAAUAUUACACGUUUUGACUUCUGCUAGUCGUGAUAAUGUUGAGUGAUUUUUAUUUUUUUGUCUAUUUACUCUCUUUAAUAAGGGCUAUGUUUCUCAGCUGUGUGUGUGAGUGUGUGUGUGUGUGUGUGUGUAGUAAUGAAAGUUCCAGUUUUGAGAUUUUAAAGUUUAAAAGUGUCUGAAUAAACACUAAUCAAGUCACGAACAAGGGUCUGGUUUUUAAUUAAGGUAAGUGGCACCUCAGGACGCGAGCGAAACUCUGACUGUCGGGAAAAAAGUAAAAUGACGCCGCGUCCUAAUCAAGCCGUUUUCUUCAAUCAUGUAUUUUUCCACUUUACAUUUUCCUGAACUUUCUCCACUUCUUUCCUGUAAGAGAAUUAAAUUAAGCGUUUUAUUAUGCUCAGGAAAUGAGCAACAUGAGUCUCAGCGGGAAUUUAAUUACAAAACCUACAAAAUGUUCUCUUUCACCUCAGAUGUAUUUGAUUAGCCGAGACAUUUAUGAUCUGAAUUUUGCUUCUUUACUUCGCCGACUGCCAAAGCAGUGCACUUUAUAGCGAAGAGGGUGUGGUUUUAGACACGGGUUAAACACCACGCCAUGUGCGAGAGUGUUUCUGUUUCACUUCUUCGCCUUGGAUUUAACAGGAAAUUUAAUCAUAUUUCAUUUUCACUUCGUGUAUUUAAACGUCUUGUAGCACAGAGGUAAAUCUGUAAUAUACAACUGAAGCUGAAACACAAGACGGGGACAGAAAAGUAAAAUUAGGAAGUAGAACAUUAACUAGUCUCCUGAGUAACUAAUUAAAAAAGGUUCAGGGUAAUUAUAAGGCUGUAGAUGUUUAAUUUACUGUCUUUUAAGAUUUAACAGACUUUCAUGAACAGUAUACUUCAUACUACAUUUCAUACAGAUGAACAGAGUGCUAUGUGGAGGUUGAGUGGAAGAAUCUGAAAUUUAAAAAUGUACAAUUCAAAAUAAGGUUUUUUUGGUGAUGUGUGGAAUAAACUACAGAUCACGUUUACUGGCAGCGUUGCCAGGGUGGUGAUUUUUACACCAUACUGAGCUGUUUUUGGGUAGUUUUGGCCACUAAGAUCAUGUUUUAGAGCAAAUAAUCAGAAUGAAAUCUAAUCGAUUUUCAAAAUCUAAGGCUGUGACAAACAAAGGGAAAGCGUCAGUGCAGAAAGUGUAUCUACAGUGUGCACAGUGCAAGGCUGAGAAAGAGAAAAUAGGAUUAUGGUGUGGAUAAUAGCUGCAUCAGGCAACGAUAAAAAGGCGUACUGGAGAUAUUGUAAAUCAGAAAUGCGUGAACUUCUUUUCACCCUGACUAAAAAAAACUAAUAAAACCUGUUUCCCUUUUUCACUGCUUGAAUCUUUUGGGCUCAUUUCAGGUCAUUUUGGUGAGUUAUUGAGAUGUAGUUGGGAUGGGAAUUUUGCUGAAACCUGGCAACCCUGUCGAUAAAGCUGUAAUCCACACAUCACUCCGCUGAUCCAUCAUUCUUACAUUCUCCUGUAAUAGACUACACUUUUCUACACUUUUCCAUUAUUUCUCUUUUCUCCUUUCCUUCUCCAUCUGUUCAACAAUAAACCUCAGCUGAUUUGACAAACAUCUUUAAUUUCCCCCAGCUCUCUGUUUGGGAUUGAUUUUUCACUAAAGCAU
Messenger RNA from Pangasianodon hypophthalmus (striped catfish), 3641 nucleotides. RefSeq lists its product as uncharacterized. NCBI's taxonomy places the organism in Eukaryota, Metazoa, Chordata, Actinopteri, Siluriformes, Pangasiidae. The coding region runs from base 499 to 1110 and encodes 203 amino acids. The transcript has 2 exons. The record is from RefSeq and is a predicted model, not a curated record.